CACAAAACCCUCCCACAAAUCUCUCUCCCUCCCUCCCACCUCCCUCCGCUUCUCUCUCCUCCUUUCCCCCUCCUCUCUCCCUCCGCUCUGCUCACCUCUCCCCGCCUCGGGAUUCGCGUCCGUCCCUUUCUCGCGUUCGUUCGUGCGGGGGCAGGAAACCAGGGUCGGCAGGGAAAGGGCGGCGGCGAGGAGCGGCAGCGGCGAGGAGCGGCAGCGGCGAGGAAGAGGGAGGCGAUGGCGGCGGCUAGGGUUUCGAUCCCGGCGGCGGUGCGGCGGACGAUCCAGAACAUCAAGGAGAUCGCGGGGAACCACACCGACGAGGAGGUCUACGCCGCGCUCCGCGAAUGCGACAUGGAUCCCAACGAGACCGCGCAGAAGCUCCUCCACCAAGAUACCUUCCAUGAGGUGAAAAGAAAGCGUGACAAGAAAAAGGAGAGCAACAAAGAAUCUGUUGACCCCCGAUGGAGACCUGGGACACAGGGGCGAGGUGGAAAAGGUGGCCGUGGGAACUAUUCUUCACGCCAAUUAAGCAACUCUAGUGAUGGCACUGGGAGAAAUGCUCCUGCUGGAAAGGAAAAUGACCUGAAUCCGAGCAUGGAUAAAUGUACUAGCCCUUCACCUGUCAAUCCAAGCACAGAAACGAAGCUAUCAACUUCCAUUUUAAGUUCGUCAGGUGGCUUAUCCAAUGGUCCAUCACAACCUCUUGCUCCUGUGGCGAAAUAUUCUCAGCCUACUUGUCAUUUGCCACCUUCAGAUUCAAAAGGACUGGCGGGUGUUAAAGGUACCCCAGAAGAGGCUGUCUUGGAUUUAGGUUCACAUGUAAACAACUCAUCAAUUCAGGCGCUAGGAGUGGGUACUUCUGUUUCAGACCCACUGCUUACGCCGCCCCUUCAACCCCACAGUCAUGGUGGUGAGAUCGUUGCCAACAAACAUGCUGUCAGAAAUCAGCGGUCAGCAGGUGAAUAUAAGGUGGUUUCUGAUGAUGCAUCAGCACUUCCGAAAGACACGCCUCAGUCUUCUGGUUCAUCUUCUACUGUGCUACCAUCUGGUAGCAGGCCAUCUUCUAGCUACAGUAGUCGCUCACAGCAGCCAAGUGGCUCGCAGAAAGCUGUUCCAAAUAAAGAGUGGAAGCCAAAACCAACGAACAAACCCGCCCAAGCUGAAAAUGUUACCCGUGAUGAUGUAGCUGUUACUGUGGAGGUUGUUCCACAGUCAGUUCCUGCACCAACUCCCAUUAAUAAGGAAGAUAUCUCUUCGGGAUUGGACAAAAGACUCGGUGAUAUGCAGUUAUUCGACAAGCAGCAUGUCAUUAUUCCGGAUCAUCUUCAGGUCACAGAGUCGGAAAAAUACGGACUCAGUUUUGGCAGUUUUGGCACCAGUUUUGAACAAGCUCCGAGCUUUCCAAAUGACCAUGGGAGCGAGAAGAGCUCUAUACUGCCUGAAUAUGAAUCAUCACAAGAUCUGGAGGAAGUUGCGGAAGAACCUGCCUCUAGUCAUAAGAGUGCAUCCUCCACUGUUGAAGCGGCAGCUGAAUCUGGUCAGCAGCAGCUGACUGCUGAAAUGACUGAUAAUAUCUCACCUCAAGAGGCGGAUAAUUUGUCCAGUACUCCUAAAGUUGCAGAGUUCGAUGAAUCGAAGGACACAGCAGCUUCACACAUGCCCCAAGAUUCUGUCCAAAAUGCGUACUCAACAUUUGCAGUUCCACCACAAUCACAAGGGAACCAGAUUCCAUUACUAGAGACAUCUGAAUAUCAGGUGCAACAACCAAACGAUUUUUCAGCGAAUUAUUAUACACAAAUUUACCGGCCAAUGGCUGAUGCCGACGGCCAUAUCUCACCAUUUACUGCUCCUGGAGCUGCGAUCAAGUCUGGGAACAUGCCAGUUCUGCCUUCUCAAACUGGCCAGACUCCAGAGGAACUCAACUCAGUGAUGCUGUCUUCGUCUGGACCCACUCCACUUGCCACUCCAACUCCUGGAGCUGUUCCAAGUUCUAUUUCUAUUCCGCAACAACCUCUUCCUAUGUUCCGUCAGCCUGUGGGUGUACAUGUACCCCAUUAUCAACCUAGCUUUAUCCCAUACAAUCAGUAUAUCUCUCCUUUCUAUGUUCCACCACAUGCCCUUCACCAUUUCAUGGGCAAUGCUGCGUUUCCUCAAGCUCCUUCACCUGGAAGCAUGUAUCCACCUGUAAGUUCAGCUGUUGCACCCCCAGUCAAAUACUCAGCCACAGCAUACAAACCUGGUGCCAACACUGGAAGUCAGACAUAUGCUGUAACGCCUGGUGCCUAUGGAACAUAUGGUUCUAAUCCAUCAGUCUAUACAAAUAACAAUGUGGUGCCAAGCGGCACUUCGGCAGAGAACGGUGAUGUCAGUGGAUCACAGUUCAAAGAAAAUAACAUCUAUAUUGCCGGACAGCAGAGUGAAGGCUCCACUGUCUGGAUUCCUGCACCUGGACGGGACCUAUCUGCUCUCCAAUCUAGCUCCUUCUAUGGCCUGCCUCCACAGGGGCAGCACCUGGCAUUUGCCCCUGCCCAAGCUGGUCAUGGUGCCUACGGAGGGAUGUACCACCCAGCACAGACUCUUGCUGGAGCUGCCGUUCAUCCUCUUCUCCAGCCAUCGCAGACAAUUGCUGGAGCUGUUGAAAUGGUUGGGCCGCCUGCCAAUGGUUAUCAGCAGCCGCAACAUGCUCAGAUGAACUGGGCUAACUAUUGACCACAGGCAGUAUAUUCUUGCGAGUAGCCACCAUAGGAUGAACAAAGAGAGCAGUCAUUUGUUGGAUACCUCGAAGUGUUGGUAAAGGAAGUUUUCCAGAGUUUUCAGCAUAGGGGGUGCCUGAUCAAGAGUGUAUAUAUCAAGCAUGGGUGAUUUGCAGGGAAGGGUUGCAGAUUCCCAGAUGGUCUAAGUGUUCGUUCGUCACUGGUUUGAUUUGUAGCAGGAACUGACCAUUAUGUUAGACAACGAGGGUCUACGCAGGUACCCGUUCUUUUGCCUCGCACCCCCACAUCAUUUUAAGUUUUGCUGCAAGAAAAGUUCCGAGCUUCGACUCUUUCUGAGGUAAUAGAUGCUCUGGACUUCGGAGUCAUGGUAUGGAAGUGAGCUAGGGGGAUUUUCAUUCUUUCCGCUGCUUUACAUGUAAAGUAGUAAAUUUUGGUGCUACGAGGACAUGUCUGUACUGUUUGUACUUGGGUGUAAUAUGAACAGUAGUAUAAACCAA
This is a messenger RNA of Aegilops tauschii subsp. strangulata, 3211 nucleotides long. Its product is annotated as GBF-interacting protein 1-like. The record is from RefSeq and is a predicted model, not a curated record. Lineage: Eukaryota; Viridiplantae; Streptophyta; Magnoliopsida; Poales; Poaceae.